This is a messenger RNA of Doryrhamphus excisus (bluestripe pipefish), 5414 nucleotides long. RefSeq names its product PDZ domain-containing protein 4. Lineage: Eukaryota; Metazoa; Chordata; Actinopteri; Syngnathiformes; Syngnathidae. Gene Ontology annotation, molecular function: protein binding. The record is from RefSeq and is a predicted model, not a curated record.
CGCAGAGUAUACUGACGAUCAGACACUCGUCAGUGGGAAACAGCCGCCUAUUGUGUCCCCCACGCUGCAGUGGGAGGGGGGGGGGGCGGCAUUCACCAUCACGCCCGAAGGGGAGAAGCUGAGAAGUAUCCACCAAUUAGCUGAGGAUCAUUUACAUCUUCUUGUGAGGUUGCUGCUGCUGAUGCAGACCUGUCUCUGACAUCCUGGGAUGCUGGCCAUGGUUUGGACUUCUUUGCUCCAACAUUUGUGGAUUUCUCAAAUUGACUCAGUGGCAGAAGACAGGAGGACAAAAAUGGACUUAAUUUUUCCUUUUGGAAUCUGAAGGGAGAUUAACUUUACCAGGUGCACACGUGGUUAUUUUACUCUUUAUUUCUUUUGUGCACUUCCUAAAGCAAACAAGGGCAGAUGCCGGACUGCAGUAAUUCUAUCUAUGGGAAUUAAGCUGCAAAAGCGGAGGUAGUUCUGACAUUGUUGCAUGUUCUGUCUUCACUUUGACUCAGGUUGUCAUGCUCCUCUUGGAGCUUCAUUGAGCGCUGACAGUUUUUCCCGUGCUCUUGCAUGCAUGUCACCGACGGUGCGCAUGUGUUAGGCUUCGGGAUUACAGCGCCUCCGGAAAGGAUACAGGUGUAGUGAAGCCUUGAUCAAGGAUUAGCUUCUGUAAUAGCUUGUCACUGGAAGCCCGCGGUGCCGCGGACGCUUCACAUACGGCUCAAGCUGUGACUGCAUUGACACUUGCUGCUGGAGGAUUAUAGAUAAAAGGUUAAACCAACAUGAUUAGACUCAGAGGGCAGAAAGACGGCAGGGAAAGUUAUGUUGAGCUUUCUUUUAAUUCAGAUCCUCCUUGUGGAAUCCAAGCUGAGGGUAAUAUCAGUGAGGACAGUUAAACAUAACAGAGCAGAAAGCAAAGAAUGAAACAUUCAUGAAACUUGUGGAAAUCUUGACCUCUCUAAUAGUCAAGCACAAAAUCCAAUCAGACCAGAUAUUGAUUUCUCUGGUGAGAUAGAAUACUUUAUUGACUCAUUUGUCAUCUCAAGAGGUCACUAACUUCAUUUUAAAGUGUCAUUCAGCCGUGCCCUGCAGCAGGAAGCUCAGCUCAUCCAAGCAGUAGCUUGGUAGUUUUCAUGAUAUCUGACAACAGAUAUGAUCAAUCUGAUGAUUUUAUUCACAACGGUGAGUGCUCGCAAGAGAUGAAGCCAUUUGAAGCGAGCAUGAUAUUUCAAUAUUUCAUUGAAAGGCCAAAGAAAAGGGAAAAAAGUACAUUUAUCUAACCAUCCACUUCCAGAAGCACGAAGGAGUGACGGGAUGGUAGUAAAACCUGAAGGCAGAGCACAGCAAGCGUGCUGUCAAAUCACCUUUGUCAAGACACAGGAUUAGAAAGGGAUGUGUCUGAAAGGAGCACAAACUUUUUCAAACAGAAGACUACACCCACAAUGGACGAAUACGAGUGACGUGUUUUGCCCAGAACACAAAUGGUCUGACUUCUGAACAAAGCACAAGCAAAUGGUACCCAGCACACUGCGAUUUCGGCAGGGAUGAGUUGUAUGUGAAGCUGAGGAAGAGGAGUGUUACAACACGGCAGAAGAGGGUGGGGCAUCCCACUGACACAGACAAAGACCUGAACCGGCUGGCAUAAGAUCCAGUCCGAUCACUCCUUUGGACCUCUGUGGUCCUGCAGUGUGUGAAACGUCACAAUGGGGUGCAACAUGUGCGUGGUCCAAAAGCCAGAAGAACAAUACAGGGUCAUGUUCCAGAAGGGUCACAUAAGCGUGCCAUGCUCUUUCCAUGCUGACGGUGUCUUGAAGGUGAACAGAAAGGAGCUCACCCACCUAUCUGGGGAUCCCACCCUGGACAUACGGGACCCUCUACUCUCCAGCAUACUGAGGCGUGGAACACGCAGACGUGCAGCUCCCUCAGUGCCCCCUGCUGUGAUUGUACCGGUGACCAUGGGGAUGGCCGACUGCGUGGACAGCUGUACCCAAACGGACAUCAGCUUCCAACACAUGUUGACUCUCGGCAAGAGCAGACAGCAUCCCUGUGGAGCUCCAUCUCCACCUGACCCUCCACCGUCGCCCCCACUACCCCCACUCCUGGAGCCGUAUCUACUCAAUGAACUUUUCCUGGAGCCUGUGUACUGUGACCCUGCAGACUACUUUGAUAUCAGUCAGCAUGACGUCGACAGGCAGGACGAGCUGGAAUAUGAGGAAGUGGAGCUGUACAAGUCUCGUCAGCAGGAUAAACUCGGACUGACGGUGUGCUACAGAACAGACGAUGAGGAGGAUCUCGGGAUAUAUGUCGGCGAGGUGAACCCAAACAGUAUUGCUGCUAUGGAUGGCCGCAUCCGCAAGGGGGACAGAAUACUUCAGAUCAAUGGAGUGGACAUCCAGGACAGAGAAGAGGCGGUUGCUAUCCUUACCAGAGAGGACAGCACUAAUGUCUCCUUGCUCCUCGCACGACCCGAGAUAGAGAACGACAACCAGAUGGACCCAGAUGAAGCAGAACUGGAGCCACUGGACAACGGCGUCCAUCUGCAUGGCACCUCCGUGCCGCCCUCCCCUCUCGACGGUACCAUGGCCUGCGGGGGCCACGGCUGCUUACUGAACCGAGACUCGCCUCAUUUGCUGAGCGUCAGCCAGGAGCUGGACAGCGGAGUGGGUCGCACGGACGAAAGCACGCGCUACGAGGAGUCUUCGGAACACGACCUCCUCGGAGACGACCAAACCAGCGCGUCCAACACCAACGCCACCAACACACCCGGGAGCCUGCGCAAGUUUUCAUUCAACAGAAGCGACGCGGUGCCGUUCGCGUACUCCCAGGAUCUCCAAUUCAGCACCGACUCCCUUUUAGGGUUGGACUGUGUCAGCGGUGGGGGGUCGGAUCAGUUGGAGCCCGGCGACAGAAUGACGAUGCCUGGGUUGACGGAAGAAGAGUGCGAGCGGUACAAAGAGCUCCUGGAGGUCAAGUGUUACUACGAGAAGAACAGCAGCGUCUCGCUAGACGAGAACAGGAACGAGAGCCUGACGCAGCAGGAGAUGGCGCUCCUGGAGGAGGAGCUGCGCCACUUGGAGUUCAAGUGCCGGAACAUCCUGAGGGCGCAGAAGAUGCAGCAGCUGAGGGAGCGUUGCCUCAAGGCUUGGCCUCUGGAGGACAAAAGCGCACGCUCGGAGGAGUCGUGCCACCACACGCUGUCGGACAUCAACGAACUUCCAGAGCGGGAACGCUCCGACAAGGACAGCACAAGUGCCUACAACACCGGAGGGGAAAGCUGCAGGAGCACCCCGCUUGUCAACGAACAGCACCCUUCUCCUUCCACACCAAGCCUGGAAGGAGAACCUCUGCUCCUGUCGAGCUCCUCAAGACAAAGAGAACGAGCGAACCGCUGCUGUGAGCGAGCGGACGGCGUCCAUGCCAACCUCAACCAAGCGUCCCACUCUCACAGGAGAGCAUCCAAUCCUGGAGCUAAACUCGGCUCCUUGUCCCGCGAUGGAGGCGCUCGCAGGGGUUCGGACGGAGGAGCCAGACGUGGUUCUAAAGCCAAUGAGGGGAUCGCGAGGCCCGGAGGACGCAGUGCGGAGAACAGUCCGUACAUGUCUCGGCGUCAGAACGAAACCAAGCUGCCUCAGCGCUACCUGAGCUGCAUGCACCUGAGGUCCCCCUGUGAGGUCACCUGUGAAAAGCUCGGGGGACUCAGACAUGGAACCAGAGACGGCGCCGACGACCACCAAGGUGGAGACGUCAGCCCGAUGAGCCUGGGUAGCACCUGUAAGGAUGUCGCCCCAAUACCGUUGGGCCCUCGCAUGGAGUGGAAGGUGAAGAUCCGCAGUGACGGAUCACGCUACGUGGCAAAAAGACCCGUGAGGGACCGCCUCCUGAAGGCGCGGGCCAUUAAGAUUCGAGAGGAGCGUAGCGGCAUGACGACGGACGACGACGCGGUGAGCGAAAUGAAGAUGGGCCGCUACUGGAGCAAAGAGGAGCGCAAGCAGCAGUUGCAAAAAGCCAGGGAACAGCGGCGGCGUCGGGAGAUGAUGAUGCAGAGCCGCCUGGACUUCCUCAGGGAGCGGGAACAGGGGGGCGCCGGGGGACAGCAGGGGGCCACGCAGCAACAAGACGCCAACUCAAUCCUGGAGCUGUGCCAGCGCAGGAGCACAAAGAAGCGAAGUCGGAGGAUUUUGGACAACUGGAUCACGAUUCAGGAACUGCUGACGCACGGGAGCAGGUCUGCUGACGGGAGCAAAGUUUACAACCCACUGCUGUCUGUCACCACGGUCUGAGAUGAAGAGAAGAAGAUCUCGGUUGAUUGGAACCAGAUGGAAAAGAAGAAACAAGAGGACAAAAAUUGUCAAAAAACAUUGAAAAACUAACAUUCUGUUCAUUAGCUUAACAAAUGCUAAUGUUGGACACCUAAGAUAAUUAUUUUAAAUUUAUGAAAACAACCUGAAGGUUAUGACAAAAAUGUCAAAUUUAGAUUAGAUAUACUGUUAUUCGUCCCUCUGGGGGGUAAAUUUACAUAAAACAUGUUUCCGCCCGGUUUCGAACCGGGGACCUUUCGCGUGUUAGGCGAACGUGAUAACCACUACACUACGGAAACUGAUGAACCGUAUCGAUAGUGAAAAACGCCUUCACUUAUUCACUACGAACGACGAUGUGUGGCAGCCCGGUUUCUGCUCUGCUCGCACCCGGAAGACAGCACAUCUUGAAUGUCUAACAUUUUACAAGCUACAAAGCACACAUUUUUGUAUUUAGAUUUUUUGCACCAACUUCAUAGAAAUUAAAUGUGAAUAUCAUGGUUAACUAAUGUUAACAGGUCAAAAUUUGAUGGGUAUUAAAAAAUAAAUAAAAGAUUGGGUGUGGCAAGGCAGAAAAAAAAAUCAUUGCCACUUGCUUCGAGCUUUGAAAAUAAAGAGAACAGCGCCAUCUGGUGGCUGGUUUGGGUAGCGGAGGUAUGCUGUUUGAUUUCGGGUGAAUUUGAUCCUGAUUUUCCCGUUUUAGAUCAUCCGAUGGUGCUUUUAGGAAAUGGUAGAUUCAUGAUGGUAGUUUCAAAACCUAAACGAAGCACAAUUAUUAACAGUUCAACACUUGAUAGUGAAUUUACAAAGCACAUUUUGUCAUCUUCUGUUUACUGACUAAAUAGUCAUUCAGCUCUAGCAUUUAUUUAAAAAAUGCUAUUUAUAAUAUCAAUAUUAGGAGCUGCACGUGUAAAAAAAAAUAAAAAUAGACCUCUUGGCCUUCCAUGUGAAGACUUUUUUUUACAUGCAUGUUUCAUAUUGACUUUUCCAUGUACUUUCAGACCACUGCUUUGACAUCCUGUGUGAAUAUACUAGUAUAGACGACGGUGAUGUGAUUGUUUGUUCAAUGUUGUGUCGUGUAGUACGUGUUCCAUUUUACAGCAAAAUACUUUUUAUGAAAUAAACGCUGUU